Molecule: messenger RNA, 2575 nt
Organism: Helobdella robusta
Lineage: Eukaryota; Metazoa; Annelida; Clitellata; Rhynchobdellida; Glossiphoniidae
Exons: 15
Coding region: 160-2247 (695 amino acids)
Source: RefSeq, a predicted model, not a curated record
AAUAAGAGUUCACCCGAAUUUGGACAACAACAAGCUAACAAUAAGGAGGAGCAUGAAUUAAACUCAAACGAUGCAACGCCAAACGCAACUCUUCAGCCGGCGAAAAACACAUCCUCAAAAAAUUCCAACUCAAGACCAGCACAAAUUGUAGCCCUAGAGAUGGAAACGAGUGCCGGGAUCCGGCAGGUAAAACCCUACAUCUACACUCCCUCCUCCCUAAACUGCAGUAGAUCCGGAUCUCCGGAUAGGAGUGCCACUCCGAGAUUGCCAAAGCAUCAGAGGCAGAAUUCUGAAGGAUGUUUGCUAUCCUCAAACAACAUCUUCUCAUUUCCGGAGUUCACUGAAUCCGCCGAGUCCCACCAGCUCCAGAAACCUUUCUUUGUCAUAGUGGCCAUUGAUUUUGGGACCACGUACAGCGGAUACGCCUUCAGUUUCGUAAAGGAUCCGGAAUCCCUGCACAUCAUGAGGAAGUGGGAAGGUGGAGACCCAGGACUUGUCAAUCAAAAGACUCUCACAACGCUUCUGUUAAAUCCGGAUGGCGAGUUUCAUUCGUUUGGCUUCACAGCCCGGGACAACUAUCACGAUCUGGAUCAGUCGCAGGCGAAGAAGUGGUUUUAUUUUGAAAAAUUCAAGAUGGCCCUCCAUCACAACUCAGAGUUGAACAAGAAUACAACCAUAAAUGCCAGCAAUGGCCAGGCUUACCCAGCCCUCAAGGUCUUCGUUCAUUCGUUGAAAUACUUUAAAGACCACGCCCUUCAAGAACUAACCGACCAAUCAGAGACGAGUAUUUUGAAUGAAGACAUACGUUGGGUAAUUACGGUACCCGCCAUUUGGAAGGCCCCUGCCAAGCAGUUCAUGAGACAGGCUGCUUAUAUGGCGGGUCUGGCAAGCCCCAGCUAUCCGGGCCAGCUGCUCAUUGCCCUCGAACCCGAGGCCGCAUCCAUCUACGUCAGAAAACUAAGAACGUACCAACUUAUCCCAGAAACUUUCGCCAACAACAACAACAUCAACAACAACAACACCAACAACACCGACAACAUCAACAACAACAACAACAGCAAUACUCUUUCUUCUUCCAUUUCCGGUGGAGAGAAGGGGAACCAGUUACACGGUAGCACCAGAUACAUGGUUGUGGACUGCGGUGGUGGUACGGUGGACAUAACGGUUCAUGAGAUGGAAGAGAAUGGUGGCUGCCUCAGGGAGCUGCACAGGGCCACUGGCGGGCCCUAUGGGUCGAUAGGCAUCGACCACGAGUUUGAGAAACUCCUCUGCAACAUAUUCAGCCCGGAGUUCAUGAACUCCUUCAAACUGAAACGCCCCACCGGCUGGGUCGAUCUGAUGACGUCAUUUGAGGCCCGCAAAAGGUCUGCCCACCCGAACAAAUGCACGCCCCUCAACGUCGCCCUACCCUUCUCCUUCAUCGAGUAUUAUAAAAAGUUCAAGGGCAGCCAGGUAGAGACCGCCAUUAAGAAGCACGGCGGGAAAGAUAUCACGUGGUCGUCCCAAGGGAUGCUCCGGUUGAAUCCGGAAGUUAUGCGAUGGUUAUUCGCCCCGACUUUGGAUAAGAUCAAGCAAUCGAUCGGCGAUGUGCUGAAUAAUCAGAGCGUCAGAGGAAUACGAUACAUCUUCCUGGUUGGGGGAUUUGCCGAAUCGGGUCUACUACAGUUCGAACUGAAGAAAGAUUUUGGCCACCUACUCAAGAUAAUCAUACCACAGGACGUCUCGACCACCAUCUUGAAAGGGGCAGUGUGUUUCGGGCUUGAUCCUACUGUGGUCAGUGUCCGCAAGUGCCGCCUAACUUACGGGGUGGGGGUCCUGAACCGGUUCGUCCCUGGGGUUCACCCGGAGGCCAAUGUCGUCGUGAAGGACGGGGUCAGGUGGUGCAGGGAUGUGCUGGAUAAGUUUGUCGUCGUCGAUCAGCCAGUAGCUCUGGGAGACACUGUUGUAAGAAGCUACGCGCCGGCAAAAAUAGGCCAGCGAACGUGUGUGGUCCACAUCUACUGCACCGAGCGUCCAGACGCCCUUCUCGUGUCUGACCAGGGCGUACGAAGGUGUGGCACCCUCUGUCUAGACUUGAGUGAAGACCUCUACAGACAGCACCCGUCUGGAAUGCCCUACCAUAAGUCUAGACGGUCCAGAGAGAUUCAGACGACGAUGAUUUUUGGCGAUACAGAAAUCAAGGUGUCGGCGGUUGACGUCCACACUGGGAAGUGUGUCAGAUCUGUCAUCGACUUCCUGGGCAGAUGAUGACGACCUGCUUUUUUUGUUUAAUUGUUGUGCGCUAUAUCAUUUGUUUAUUUACUUUUGUUUUUUAUUUAUUUAUUUAUUUAUCAGUUCUUUCGUUCGUUCAUUAUAUGUAUAUAAUAUUGGGCCUCCAAAAAACAUUGCAGCCCUUGGCCUUAGGCAAAAAAGUUUACCCCUUCUAUCUUGACACCUAAAGGCCUUAUGUGUUUCAUGUAAAGAAAAUCAUAUCUUUACUUUAGUUUAAUUUCUGUAUUAUGAAUUAAUUAAUUAAUUGAUUAGUUAAUUAAUUAAUUACUUUGUUUAUUUAUUGAAGAAGAUGUAUUGUUUGUCA